AUGAAUGUCAAUGCUCUCGAUUUAAAUCGGCAAGAAAAUGAGCCCAUGGCUCACUGGUUAAAGCUUAGAACUUCUGGUCAAAAGGUCGCGGCUUCGAGCUUUGGUGCUGUACCACUUGAGGUUGGGUUCUACGUAAUUGAGGGCAAAGACUUCAUCUGGAGGAAGCGGGAUGCCGUUAUCAGUGUCUGGAGGCGUCUAAAGGGCGAGAGUAAACGGUAA
This is a messenger RNA of Dibothriocephalus latus, 219 nucleotides long. Lineage: Eukaryota; Metazoa; Platyhelminthes; Cestoda; Diphyllobothriidea; Diphyllobothriidae. The record is from the annotation of a GenBank genome assembly.